Messenger RNA from Morus notabilis, 1071 nucleotides. Its product is annotated as caffeic acid 3-O-methyltransferase 1. Gene Ontology annotation, biological process: methylation. The record is from RefSeq and is a predicted model, not a curated record. Gene Ontology annotation, molecular function: S-adenosylmethionine-dependent methyltransferase activity; O-methyltransferase activity; protein dimerization activity. NCBI's taxonomy places the organism in Eukaryota, Viridiplantae, Streptophyta, Magnoliopsida, Rosales, Moraceae. Bases 31 to 1071 code for a protein of 346 amino acids. The transcript has 5 exons.
AAAGAAGAAGAGGAAGCGUUCUCCCAGGCCAUGUGCCUAGUGAUGUCCAGUGGGAUGCCCGUAUGCUUAAAGACAGCAUUUGAGCUCAGAGUUUUCGACAUUAUUGCGAAAGCCGGGGAAGGAGCUAAGCUCUCGUCGGCGGAGAUCGUAGCCCAAAUGCCCACCAACAACCCGGAUGCAGCCACCAUGCUCGACCGCAUCCUUAGGCUUCUAGCCAGCCACUCUGUGCUCAGUUGCUCCGUGGUGAGUGAUGAUAAUGGGUGCAAUGUCCAGAGACUCUACGGCCUUUCUCCUGUGUCAAAGUAUUUUGUGACUAAUGAAGAUGGCGUUUCACUGGGUCACUUUAUAGCUAUGGUACAAGACAAGGUCUUUGUAGAUACCUGGCCCCAACUGAAAGCUUCAAUUCUUGAAGGAGGAAAUGCAUUCAACAUAACCUAUGGAAUGCAUGCCUUUGAAUAUAUAGGCACGGACCUAAGGUUUAAUAAGGUUUUCAGCAAAGCAAUGCACAGCCAUUCAACUGUUGUUAUGAAAUCGAUCCUUGAGCAUUACAAAGGUUUUGAAAACAUUAAACAACUGGUAGAUGUUGGGGGUGGUCUUGGAGUGACCCUUAACCAAAUAACUUCCAAAUACCCACAUAUUAAGGGUAUUAAUUUUGAUUUGCCGCAUGUUGUAGAAAACGCUCCUUCUUAUCCAGGUGUUGAGCAUGUAGGUGGAGACAUGUUCCAAAAUGUUCCAUGCGGCGAUGCCAUAUUUAUGAAAUGGAUACUUCAUGACUGGACCGAUGAGCACUGCUUAAAGCUAUUGAAGAAUUGUUACAAAGCUAUUUCGAAUGAUGCAAAGGUUAUAGUUGUGGAUUCAAUUCUUCCGAUCAUGCCAGAGACUAAUUUUGCUGUGAAGAGUUCUCUUAUAUCAAACGUCUUGGCAUCUGAUACGAGCAUGUUGGCUGCACAUCCAGGGGGAAAGGAGCGGAGCCAACAAGAGUUCUUAGCCCUAACAACUGGCGCAGGAUUUAGCGGAAUCAAAUUUGUGGGUUGUGUUUGCAACUAUUGGAUUAUGGAGUUAUAUAAGUAG